Sphenostylis stenocarpa is the source of this 1149-nucleotide messenger RNA. The record is from the annotation of a GenBank genome assembly. Lineage: Eukaryota; Viridiplantae; Streptophyta; Magnoliopsida; Fabales; Fabaceae.
AUGUCUCAUCAUCAUCAGCAUCAUCAUUCUUCCAAUCCCUUCGAGAUCUUCUCCACUCACUCCGAUUCCGAUUCCGACUCAGUGAGUUGCUUCGUCACCGAUCUCUUCGAGGGUCGCUCGCGCCUCUGUUCCUGCGACGACACUGACAUAAACCCCUUCUCCGGCGUCGUCUGCGAUGUCCAUCGCUCCGAACACGUGCUAGGUUUGGGGUUGGGGUUUGAGGUUGGAAUUGAAUCCCAAACGCGGGGCGACGAUGAUAAUAAUCGCGAUAGGGUUUUCAAUUUCGCCGUGGGGGAUGGUUCGGGAGGGCUUAGGGUUGUAGGGUUCGGUUCGGAUUCGGAUGAUUUGAGUGGCGAGGGGGGCGGGGUUCGUGAUGAGGGCGGUGGAUUUGAUGACUUCGAUGUUCGGUUGUGUUGGGAUAGUCUCUGUUUGGAGGAUCAGAGGACACUGAAUGAGUGUUUUGAAUGGGAGGAGGUUGAGGAGAGGGUGAAUGAGAGGGAGGAUUUGGGUUUGGUGGUUGGUGAGGCUGAAAUUGAAGAUGAUGGUGAUGGUGAUGAUGGUAAUUCGGUGGCGUCGGGGUUUACUAAUGCCGGUGAGGAGGAGGAAGAGGAGGAGGAGGAGGAGGAUGGCGGCGAAGAGGCGCUGAGGUACCUUGAGUGGGAGAUUCUCUUGGCGGUUAACAAUUCGGAGAGGAAUGCUAACAAUGGUGGUGGGUUGGAGCAUGAGGGCAUUACCGGUGCUGCUGAUUUGUUGACAAUUCAAGAUGGUUAUGUGUAUGCGGCGGAGUAUGAUGUUUUAUUCGGGCAGUUUCUUGAGAAUGAGAAUGCCUUGAAGGGAAGCCCUCCCGCGGCGAAGAGUGUUGUGGAGAGUCUCCCCUUGGUGGAGUUGUCGAAGGAGGAGUUGUUGCAGGGGAAGAACUUGGCGUGCGCCAUUUGCAAGGAUGAGAUUUUGUUGGAGGAGAAGGUCAGGAGGUUGCCCUGCUCCCAUUGUUACCAUGGGGACUGCAUUUUGCCAUGGUUGGAAAUACGCAACACAUGCCCAGUUUGUCGGUUUGAGCUGCCCACAGAUGAUCCAGAUUAUGAGCAGAGGAAGGUCCACAGGGCUGCUCAUGAUCUGUUGGAGCUUGCAGCAGCAGGGAUGCAAUUUUGA